AUGAAGGAGAAGUCCAAGAAUGCGGCCAAGACCAGGAGGGAGAAGGAAAAUGGCGAGUUUUAUGAGCUGGCCAAGCUGCUCCCGCUGCCGUCGGCCAUCACCUCGCAGCUGGACAAGGCGUCCAUCAUCAGACUCACCACCAGCUACUUGAAGAUGCGGGCCGUCUUCCCCGAAGGUUUAGGAGACGCGUGGGGACAGCCGAGACGGGCCGGGCCCCUGGACAGCGUCGCCAAGGAGCUGGGAUCGCACUUGCUGCAGACUUUGGAUGGAUUUGUUUUUGUGGUAGCAUCUGAUGGCAAAAUCAUGUAUAUAUCGGAAACAGCCUCUGUACAUUUAGGCUUGUCCCAGGUGGAGCUCACGGGCAACAGUAUUUAUGAGUACAUCCAUCCCUCUGACCAUGACGAAAUGACGGCUGUCCUCGCGGCCCACCAGCCUCUUCACCACCACCUGCUCCAAGAGUAUGAGAUAGAGAGGUCAUUCUUUCUUCGCAUGAAGUGUGUCUUGGCGAAAAGAAAUGCGGGCCUGACAUGCAGCGGAUACAAGGUCAUCCACUGCAGUGGCUACUUGAAGAUUAGGCAGUAUAUGCUGGACAUGUCCCUGUACGACUCAUGCUACCAGAUCGUGGGGCUGGUGGCCGUGGGCCAGUCACUGCCACCCAGUGCCAUCACAGAGAUCAAGCUGCACAGUAACAUGUUCAUGUUCAGGGCCAGCCUGGACCUGAAGCUGAUAUUCCUGGAUUCCAGGGUGACGGAGCUGACCGGGUACGAGCCACAGGACCUGAUCGAGAAGACCCUCUACCAUCAUGUGCAUGGCUGCGACGUGUUCCACCUCCGCUACGCGCACCACCUCCUGCUGGUGAAGGGCCAGGUCACCACCAAGUACUACCGGUUGCUGUCCAAGCUGGGCGGCUGGGUGUGGGUGCAGAGCUACGCCACCGUGGUGCACAACAGCCGCUCAUCCCGUCCCCACUGCAUCGUGAGUGUCAAUUAUGUCCUCACGGAUAUUGAAUACAAGGAACUGCAGUUGUCCCUGGAGCAGGUGUCCACGUCCAAGUCCCAGGACUCCUGGAGGACCGCCUUGUCUACCUCACAAGAAACUAGGAAAUUAGCUAAACCCAAAAAUACGAAGAUGAGGACUAAGCUGAGAACAAACCCUUACCCCGCACAGCAAUACAGCUCGUUCCAAAUGGACAAACUGGAAUGCAGCCAGCUCGGAAACUGGAGAGCCAGCCCCCCCGCCAGCGCUCCGGCUCCCCCAGAACAGCAGCUCCAUUCAGAGAGCAGUGACCUUUUGUACGCCCCGCCCUACGGCCUGCCCUUCUCCUACCAUUACGGACACUUUCCGCUGGACUCUCACGUCUUCAGCAGCAAAAAGCCCAUAUUGCCGGCCAAAUUCGGACAGCCCCAAGGAUCCCCGUGUGAGGUGGCACGCUUUUUCCUGAGCACACUGCCAGCCAGCGGCGAGUGCCAGUGGCAUUAUGCCAGCCCCCUAGUGCCCAGCAGCCCGUCUCCAGCUAAAAACCUUUCUGAGCCACCGGUGAACGCUGCUCGACACAGCCUUGUGCCAAACUACGAAGCGCCCGCCGCCGCCGCGCGCAGGUUCGGCGAGGACACCGCGCCACCGCCUCCGCCACUGCCGCCGCCGCCGACCUUCCCCAGCUGCGGCCACUACCGCGAGGAGCCCGCGCCGGGCCCCGCCAAGGCCGCCCGUCAGGCCGCCCGGGACGGGGCGCGGCUAGCGCUGGCCCGCGCGCCGCCCGAGUGCUGCGCGCCGCCGGGCCCCGAGUCCCCGGGCGCGCCGGCGCAGCUGCCCUUCGUGCUGCUCAACUACCACCGCGUGCUGGCGCGGCGCGGGCCGCUGGGGGGCGCUGCGCCCGGCGCGCCUAGCCUGGCCUGCGGCCCCGGCGCCCCCGAGGCGGCGGCCGGUGCGUUGCGGCCCCGGCCCCCCGGCCCCGCCGCCGCCUCGCCGCCCGGAGCGCCGCUGCCGCACUACCUGGGCGCCUCGGUCAUCAUCACCAACGGCAGGUGACCCGCAGCGAGAAGCCAUAGGCUAGGCCGCUUGGGCCCCUGAUUGACAACGUCCAGCCGAGUCCGGGGGGGGGGGGGACGGCGAGCUGUAGAUGCACGAUUUAAAUUAAUUUAUACAGAGACAACUAUUUUAAUAGAACUCCGCGGCCAACUUUUAGAUUUUUACCGUAGCUACCAUAAAUGCUAGUGCAGGACCGAGUCCUGGCCCCAGGCCCGGCGGGGAAAUGCACGGCAGACCUUUCUGUUCUCCAAGAGCCGGAUUAGUCCAAGGGCCGAGCCGAGGUCCCCAGCGUCCCGCGUGUGACCCCAAACCACCCUGUCUUUGGGGGCACUUGGUUUCCUCUUCUGGAAAUGAGGCUCGCGCGCCUGGCCGUGGCCCCAAUACCCAGUAACAGUCCCGUUGGGAGAUCGAAGGAGGUUCCACUCCAGAAAUAUCCUCCACUUUAAGGAGGGACCCUCACCCUGAUAUCGAAAGAUAUGCCAGAUGCGCACAGAGCUGACGGAGGAUGCCUCCAGCAUCUGAGCCCUUUGAGAUUCUUACGUCAAGGCAGAAUGUGCUGAUUUAAGUCCCCAGAAUAGACAGCUCCAGGGUCUUUAAAAGCCAUUCAUGAGUCUCCGUAAAAGUUGUUUUAAUUUAACCCUUUCUGCCAUACAAAACUCAACAAGCCCAGGCCCAGGUGAUGACCGUGGGGGUGCUUCACAGGUACUUCCGGGGUUACUUCCUCCUAACCCCUCUGAACUCUUGAUAACACCAAGAAUAGCACCUUCAGAAUAUAUCGACUAGGCAUUAAAUGCAAAUAUAUAUAUAUAUAUAUACACACAUAGUACCAGAUAUUUUAUGAGAAUGAUAUGUGGAUGAUCUAGGUGCCCAAGGCGAUUGGCUACCGUUGUCAAAUUUGAUUACAAGGCAGAAUCCCUCUGGUCCACACAGACCUGUAAUUCUCUAGGCUCGAGUUUGCUACAAGUAGUGCUAAUCAAGUUAGUUAAGUUGCAUGUGCAAUAUGGAAAACUGUCAAUGGACUGUGCCUCAUGGAGGAAAACGUGCUAAAGGGAUGUAAUAAAAAUGAUGUAUACAUUUUCUUCAGCAUUUUCUGCAUUUUCUACAUAGAAAGUUCCAUAUGAACAUGUCAUGUGUGUAACAGGUCAACAGAAAUCCUUUUAUAAGGCACCAGCAGUGUUUUUAAAAAUGAACUUCCAUUAAUUUUUGUUUUAUAUUUUUGCUUCAAGAUUUCACCAUUUAAAAAUACUAUCACAGCUCUGAAGUGGAUGGAUACAUUGAACCACCGUCUUCCAGUUUGCUCCACUCUAUAAACACUCCCAUCAUUUUGCUGCUUCUUAAAAAAUGGUUUACUUUUAGGCAACUCCUUCCACCUCCCUGAGUGGAAGGGUUUUUAACAAGUGUAUUUAACUCACCGUUCUAGAAUCAAAGUGUACCUAUGUUGACUGUUCUCAAAAUGUGAAGUGAUCUGUUGCCAACCCAGUGUCACUAUGAGGACCUGCCUUGUUCCCUAGCAGGGUGUCAGUUGCCUUAUGAUAAAGAGGUGAAAUCUGCAAAUUUAGUAAUGUGUCCUGCAUCAGAGAGGCUGGGUUAUAAGAACUGAAUGCAUACACCUCUAUACUGCACUUAGCUAUACCUCACUAGUGGAUCUGUGUGAGUGUAUGCAUACAUAAAAUAAAACUGGGAUAUUAUUUUUAUGUUCACGACUCCCAUAAUUUAACUAUAAUUCCUGGAAGAUGCAGGUUUGAUGAGCAGGAGAUAUCACCAACAUUUUUCAAUAAAAUAUUGCAAAACGCU
Manis pentadactyla (Chinese pangolin) is the source of this 3822-nucleotide messenger RNA. RefSeq names its product SIM bHLH transcription factor 2 (gene SIM2). Gene Ontology annotation, biological process: regulation of transcription by RNA polymerase II. Lineage: Eukaryota; Metazoa; Chordata; Mammalia; Pholidota; Manidae. The coding region runs from base 1 to 2028 and encodes 675 amino acids. Gene Ontology annotation, molecular function: RNA polymerase II transcription regulatory region sequence-specific DNA binding; protein dimerization activity; DNA-binding transcription factor activity, RNA polymerase II-specific. The record is from RefSeq and is a predicted model, not a curated record. The transcript has 11 exons.